Coccinella septempunctata (seven-spotted ladybird) is the source of this 1899-nucleotide messenger RNA. Its product is annotated as nuclear RNA export factor 2-like. The coding region runs from base 171 to 1760 and encodes 529 amino acids. The transcript has 10 exons. Gene Ontology annotation, cellular component: nucleus. Gene Ontology annotation, biological process: poly(A)+ mRNA export from nucleus. Gene Ontology annotation, molecular function: protein binding; RNA binding. Lineage: Eukaryota; Metazoa; Arthropoda; Insecta; Coleoptera; Coccinellidae. The record is from RefSeq and is a predicted model, not a curated record.
UGGAUAUGUCAUCUGUGUUCCUUACACAGAGGGAUUUUUGAUUUUUGUUUACAUACAAGGCGAUUAUUAAUUUAAUUCAAUUAUUUAUAAUUAUUUAAGUAGUAGCUUUAAGCUUUCAGGUAAACAGGAUAUAACGUUAUAGUGCCACAAAAAUAACUUGAUAAAUUGCAAUGUCUGCAAGAGAAAUUAUUAGGAAUCGAAACUCUGGUAUACUUUUAAAUAAGGAUACUGUUAGAACCAGAAUAAUAUCCCAACAAAAUAUUAUAAUGGAUCCAAAUAUCUGGCAUGCUUUCAUUAUUCACACUAGGAAAAGUAUGGAACGGAAUCAAUUACUGCAAACUAUAUUCGAUCAUAUUCAUCCAUAUGAAUUAAUUCCACUAAGAUUUGAAUCACUCGACAAUGGAAAUAGCUAUAUAUUUAUUGCUAGGGAUUGUGCAUCAGCCAUUCAAAAAAUAUGUGCAAAUAAUCUUUUAAUUCCUAAUCCCCUUGAUAAAAUGUUCCCCAUGGAAUGUGAAAUAAUUUUGCAAUAUGCUACUGUUAACGAGUUGCCAAGAAUUAGUAUUCCAGAUAGAUUGAGAGCUGUCCUGCAUUCAUUAUAUAAUUCUACCAGUAGAACAUUAAAUCUGGAUAAUUUCACUAAAAAUGAAGGUUUGUCUGAUUACCUACCAUUAUCCCAACCUAAAGUACUCUAUUAUGUGCUCAGUGCAGCUGCAAAUUUGAACCCAUUAGUAAUCAAACUGAGAAAUAAUGAUAUAUAUUCCUUAAAUAACCAAGAAGUUUUAUGGAAGUGUACCUCUUUGACACAUUUAGAUUUAAGAAACAAUAAGAUUGAAGAUGUGUCGUCAUUUUUAUGUUUGAAGGACAUGAAGGUGACUGAAAUAGAUCUCGAUGGAAACCCUCUUUGUGAUAAGAUGGAUGAGUAUACUUACAUAACCGAAUUGAAAAAUAUCUUCCCGCAUCUCCAAAAAAUAGAUGGUGAACAAGUAGUAAGAGAUGGUGUACCUGCAUUCAGAAAAAAUUUCUUGUGUGAUGUCAAUGGCUUCAUGGUUGUGAAUAAAUUUAUCGAAACAUAUUUUUUUCUAUAUGAUAAAGAUCGUAAGUCGCUUGAAGAUUUAUACCAUCCAAAUGCACUAUGUUCAUUAACGAAUUUGUACAAAAUUGGGCAGAUUACAUCUAAUGAUGCAAGGCUGCGUCCAUACCAAGUGAACUGCAGAAAUUUAUUGGCUUUGGCUGAUGUAACUAGAAGCCAUCAGUACCUGAUAAGAGGAAAUCAAUACAUCAUCAGAAAACUAAUGGAUCUACCUCAAGUAGAACAUGAUCCAUAUAGCUUCACUGUAGAUCUUGUUUUUCAUACAGAUGAAUCUGCUAUCAUUAAUGUAAGUGGUGUAUUUCGUGAAUAUCCAGAGUCAGUUCUUGGUACUGAGAGGCAUUUAGGUUUUAUGAGAACUUUUGCGCUUAGAAGCUACAAGGGGGAGUAUCUUAUUAUUAAUGACAUGCUUCAUGUUUACAAUGCACUAUCUACUCAAGUUUCUAAGGCAUUUAUGGUAGCAAUUCCAGCUAUCAAUUCUAAAUUGCCUUUGGCUCACACCCCAAAAGAAAAAGAAAAAGCAAUAGAAGCUUUCAAAACACUCACUGGACUUACAAACGAUUGGUCAAGGAGAUUUCUCGAGAAUGCUGGCUAUAAUAUUGUCGAAUGUGUGAAGUCCUUCAUGGAUAUGUACAAAGUGGAUAAAAUCCCUCCUAUUGCCUUCAAUCAGUGAUAUGUUAAAUAUGUCGUUCGUAAAAAAUGAUUUUAUUGUAUAUUUUGCUCGUGAGUGGAACAAUGUGUAGAAUUAAGUGAUUACGUAUCAUUAUGUAUUUACAGUGACUUUGGUGAUAACAAUAAAAAGUGUGUGUCGA